AUGUCUGUUGUACCUUCAGUUGAUGAGAAGAAGUCUCAUCUAGAUAAAUCAACCGGGAUACCCCGCAUUAUUAAAGAUUUCGUUACUAAUUAUGGUACACCACCAGACUUCAUUUCAAGAUCACCAGGAAGAGUGAAUCUAAUUGGUGAGCAUAUCGAUUAUGCCGAUUUUUCCGUUCUUCCCAUGGCAAUCGAAGUUGAUGUGCUUUGUGCAGUUAAGAUUACAAAUGAUAGGGCACACCCAAAAAUUGUCUUGAACAAUUCCAACCCUAAGUUCUCGACAAGAUGUUUUGAACUUCCAUUGGACGGGUCUCUCGUUCCGAUUGAUGCUACGAUUUCCGACUGGUCUAAUUAUUUCAAAUGUGGUUUACUGGUAGCUCAAAAAUAUUUGAAAGAGCAAUUCCCUGACCGCUUUGAAUCGGCAUCCGUCAAGGGAUUGGAUGUUUUUGUUAGUGGAAAUGUCCCUACAGGCGGCGGGCUUUCUUCUUCUGCCGCUUUUACAUGUGCGGUGGCCCUUGCUAUUAUUAGAGCUAAUACAUCAAAGAACCACAAGGUCUCUAAGCAAGAUCUGAUGCGUAUAACUGUCACUGCUGAACAUUACGUGGGAGUUAACAAUGGCGGGAUGGAUCAGGCUGCAUCUGUAUGUGGUGAAGUUGAUCAUGCGUUAUAUGUUGAGUUCAAGCCUGAAUUAAAAGCAACUCCAUUUAGAUUUCCAAAACUUCAACAUUCCGAAAUCAAAUUUAUUGUUGCCAACACGUUGGUAGUCUCAAACAAAGUUGAAACUGCACCAACCAAUUACAACUUGAGGGUCGUCGAGGUAACCGUUGCUGCAAAUGUGUUGGCCUCGCAUUUUGGGCUAUCCUUGCGACCAGAUGGAAAUUUGAGGAAAGGCACUCUCAGAGGAUUCAUGGAUUCUUACUAUGCUAAGUACCAUGGCAUUACUGCACCUUGGGACGGAAAUGUGGAGCAUGGAAUUGAAAGAUUGAAUGAAAUGUUAAGGUUACUUGACAAAGUCCUCCGACCAAACGGAUACACUGUCGAGGAAGCCUCCGAAAGCAUGGACUGCUCUGUGCAAGAAUUCGGGCAAUUGUACUUGACUCGAUUUCCCGUUAAAUUCAAUAUUUUGAAACUUUAUCAGAGGGCGAAACACGUAUAUUCCGAAUCUUUAAGGGUACUAGAAGCUCUUAAGUUGAUGAAAACGAAAGUUUUUGAGUCUGAUGAAGACUUCUUCACCCGCUUUGGAAAUUUAAUGAAUGAAUCUCAAAAUUCGUGUGAUACGCUAUACGAAUGCUCAUGCCCUGAAACUGAUUUGAUUUGUGAGAUAGCAAGAGCAAGCGGUUCCUACGGCUCAAGACUGACGGGUGCCGGUUGGGGUGGUAGUACUGUUCAUUUAGUUCCUUCGAAUAAAGUUGAAGAGGUGAAAGAAGCUUUGAUUGAACAAUACUAUAAGAAGAAAUUUGAAGACAUAAACGCGGAUGUAUUAAAUGAAGCCAUCCUUGUGUCUAGGCCAGCUUUGGGUAGCUGUAUUAUUGAGUUAUGA
Lachancea fermentati is the source of this 1539-nucleotide messenger RNA. NCBI's taxonomy places the organism in Eukaryota, Fungi, Ascomycota, Saccharomycetes, Saccharomycetales, Saccharomycetaceae. The record is from the annotation of a GenBank genome assembly.